Molecule: messenger RNA, 2623 nt
Organism: Scatophagus argus
Lineage: Eukaryota; Metazoa; Chordata; Actinopteri; Scatophagidae
Product: serine protease FAM111A-like
Exons: 1
Coding region: 1-1809 (602 amino acids)
Source: RefSeq, a predicted model, not a curated record
AUGCUUACCUGCAAUCGAGCAGGAACUAUUGAGGCCUCGCUGAGGAGAAGUGUAAAGUUUAGAAAAAAUGCUGAAAAAAACAAAAGCAAGGAGCUUGUUAUUGUAAGAGAGGGAAAAGCUAUCAGUUCACACUUUCCAUGCAGUUUAAUUAAGAAUGAACGGCUGACUAUAAAGUACAUUAAAGCUGAAGGGAAGCAGAAGCAGUCGGUCAAAAAUCACUACUAUGUUGAUCCCAGAAAGAAGGGACCAUCUGACGAGCUUGUGAUGUUUCAUGUACUGACAAGAGGAGGUAAAGAUAUAAAGAAAAUCAUGAAAAAUCCAGAACUAAAAUCAGACAUUGACGAAAUAACCGUUUAUGCAUACAAAGGGGAAAAAGUGAGCCAAGCUCUAAAAAGAGAUGGUCGCUUUCUGGAUAUCGCGUUCAAAAAGGACUGUGAGCUCUCUGACAAAAGCACCGAGGUGACCACUGAAAUGUCCAAUCUUGUCGAUGAUCUUAACGGUGCAACAUUCAAGAUCAUACUGCUCAGUAGUUCUAGUCCACCACACAGUCAGUCUGGCAGUCUUGAUGAUGCUUACACAAUGCAACAAGAAUCUCAUACACUGGACGGAAACCCUGAUCCUCUGCAGGAGCCUGCCACAGCUGAGUCUGUGAGGGACACCACACCAAAAGAGGAACCAGAUCUAAAUUGUAAUGUGGCACCAGAAUUUUUUUUGGCUGAAAUACCAAAUUCAAAAAAGAUAAAAGAUCACUUGUUAAAAGAUUUGGCGAAAUGGGUGAAAACUCAGCCAGUACCUAAGGGUUAUCCUAUACAGGAUCUUUUCCGUGUUGAGUAUGGAAAGAGUGCUGAGACGUGCAGGGAAGUGAGAACGAUGAAGAAACUGAUGGAGCUCAGUGAUUCUGUUUGUCAUGUGAGAACAAAUGGGACACCAUUGGGAAGUGGCUUUCUCCUCUUUGACAAGUUUGUCCUCACAAAUGGCCACGUAAUUAGGAACAUUUAUAAUAAGAGCACAAGACAGCUUUAUGAGGGGGCCACAGUCCAUUUCUCUUUCGAAAGUCUGGACCAGGUGGAGUCAGGAAUAGAAGUGAAAGAGGUCGCUGGCUUUGAAUACGAUUCUGAUGAGUCAGGACACAAGUGUGACUGGGCUUUGUUAAGGCUUGGUGGUGAUCAGAGAUUGCCUGAUGGUCUCUUAGCACACUUUGGAUUCCUUCCCCAAAAUGGUGGGAUUUGCAUCAUUGGGCAUCCUCACAAUCAUGUGAAAAAGAUAGAUCCAUGUUGGAUUGUUCCGUUGAAUGACCGCAAGCAGGCUGUGGAGAGGCAUCGUCGUGAAAAUGAAAUGCUCAUUCAGAUGGUUACCCAAACUUUCUUUGAGGAUGUGGCAGAAUCUGUUGAACAGUAUAGACAGGUUGUGACGUACAAUACUUGUUUUUAUUUUGGCUCAUCUGGCUCUCCUGUUUUUGAUGAACACUGCAAUGUCAUUGCAAUGCACACAGGGGGAUAUCACUACCCCACCGUAAAGGGUGGACAGAGUGUCAUAGAGUAUGGCCAUCCUUUGUCCGUCAUUCUCGAACGCGUCUUUGUCCAGUUGGUGGAGAAAAAAAGGUUUGACGUGUUGCAGAAAUACCUCGCUUACAAUUAUGCAAAACACCAAAACAUGAUGAUCAAUUUGAGGAAACUGGUUCAGAGCAGAUAUCUUACAAUCUUUCAAAAUGCAUCAAAUAAUUCAGUGGUUACAAAUGACGAGCAUUUGAAGGUGUUUUUUGAGUUCCUCCUUCAGCUAGAUGAACCCGUCCCAAUGGCCACAGAUUAAGGGUGCACAGCUAACUGCUGACAAAAGAGAUGGUUAGAGUAGUUCCAGCAGUGAGGAGCAUUUUCGUAAAUUUACUAUCAUAAAUGCCAGAGAAAAGCAGUACACUAUUGGUGGAAACUGACUUUAUCACACACGCUGACAUAAUUUGGCAGAAUUUUACUAAACUUCUUUGUGUGUUUUGGUGUGUGUUCCUUUUUUAGUAACACAGUAUAAAGUUGGUUUUACAAAGCUUAUUCUAGAGUCUUGUUUUCUGUUUUUAUUCUAUGGGCUUAAAGGAGUAUGUAAGUAGGCAUCACUGAAGUACAGUAAAUCUUCCUGUACUAUAUACCAUGUGCACAGCAGCGGCUUGCAUGGCCAUACCACAGCUCCUUCACUCUAUUCCUCUCAGAUGGCACCUUGUGGAGCUGUUUCAUUGUCAUUUGAUUUAUUAUUUUUUUAUUUUUAAAACUCUGUAUAAUGGAAAGACUAACCGAAUUUAUAUUUGCCAAGAUAAUGUCAUAUUUGAUUGUGCUUUGGGUCUCUCAGCCUGGUGAAUUGUUGGCUAUGACUGUUUCUUAUACUUGCUGAUGGCUGAAUAUUGCUGCGUUGCCACCAACAUGAGCUUGCUAUGCAGUUACAUUUAGAAUUCACAAACAGAUCAUAUUACACAUAGUAUAUUGUAGGCAAAUUGUGUUGUAUUACUGCAUAUUCCUCAUGCAUCUUCUGUACAAUGUAAUUCUUUAGACUUGCAUUUACCUUCAUAAGACUUGUUAUAUUGUAAUGAAUCAAACUCUGUAUGACAAUGAGCAAGUAAACGCCUAAGAAGCAGUACAAA